AUGGCAAGAUGGGGAUUAUCACAAAGUCCUGAAUGCUCCUUUUGCCUUAAUCCCGAAUCACUCCUUCAUGUUGUCGCUGGCUGUCAACAGUACCUUAAUCGCUUUACCUGGAGACACGACUCAAUCCUUAACUUCAUCGCCAAGUCACUUUAACCUGUAAUUAAUGUUCACUCUUCACUCUAUGCAGAUGUUAAUGGUUUUCUGAAUCCCUCAAUAAUAACUGGUGAAAAGUAUCGUCCAGAUCUUCUUUCCCUAAUCCAGUCCAAGUGCCUCUAUGUAUGAAUGACAUUGGCAUUGACAAAAAGCAGCAACGUUUUAUAAGCAAGAAAAUGAUAAAUAUAGCCAUUAGAGCAACAUAUUACAUCUUUUGUUGUAGAAAUAGGAGCUGGGAUAGCCCAGACUUAAUGCAAUUUUGAUAUUUUUCUUGUUUUUGGCUUUUGUUUUGUUUUGUUUUUGUUUUUGCAAAAAAAAAAAGAAAAAUUAUUAGGUUAGAGUUCGUCGUAAACAUUUAACGGAUAUGCAUCCUAGAUUUACAAUUGUACAUCCAAAAACACAAAUAAAGUUUCCAUUAUUGAUUAUACCAAUAAAUCAAGUGACUCCUAUCUUUCAUGGUUUAUACUUUUCAAGGGACGACGGUUUUUCAAUCGAGUCUUGACAAUUUACCCUUCCAAGACAUCUAUCCUAUUAUUUUAUAGCAGUAAAACAAACAAGUAAACCUUGCGUGCAACGUUAAAAAGUUUUCAUGUCAAAAGCCAGCAGCAUUUUGAGUAACUUUACUCCUUUGAUCGCCGCCUUAUGGAUCAUUACUCCGCUUUGAAAGAACAGGAAAUAAUUAGGAACCCACAAAAUUGCGUAUUUAGGAGACAAUAUAAGUAAUUUAUACGUAGUUAAUGUUUUGAUACAAUCUCGCUCGUUCUGCUAUAAAUAUAAAUUCACUAAGGUUGCUAUUAAAGUUAAGCUGGUCUAGUUUGCGCGUCGUGCUUUAGUAGCCUGAGCAAUUUUCCGCUGGUUUCUAUAUUGGGGACAAACAUUUGAGUAAUUUCGCCGCUGUUUUGUUACUUGGUCUUCUUUUCCGCAAUAACCUUGGCGUAAGCAACCAAGUUCUCCUUACCAAAGAAUUGCUUGUCAUACCAGUGUCGGGUCUAACUUGCCCCGCUUGUUUCCUCAGACAUUCCACCAACUCGAACCUUGCAAGGUGACAGAGCUGUGUUUUUAAUACAUGAAGAAAAUAGGAUGAAUUUUUGACAAAGAAUUAAUGAGCCUUUAUUACUGGGUCCAGUCAAGUCGCUUGAAGGAGGAGAAUAAAGAAUUUAACUUUAUCUUGUUGUGACGUAUGAGGAGCCUUUCCAGUUCAAGUGCGAAAGUCUACUACGCUGAUAUAUUAUUUAUUUUACAACCUGUCAAACACCUAGAGCUUUAUUUGUGUGCUAAAGUAAUUUCAAAACGUAAUAACUUUCUUGCAUUAAAGGUCUACAGAUCAUUCAAAGCACAACGAUACGCUUUCACUGAGUAAACAACUAGCACUAGCACUAGCUCUUCCAGAGUUCAGUUCUAAUGCAUUACACAGUUUGGAUGCUCGGUGUUAGCAAGCACAAGACGUCGCGAGCGUUUUCGAGUAAUAAUGUACUCAACGAAAGCAUCAGUGUUUUAUUAAAUUAACUGAAAACAAAAUCAUUCCAAUUAUUUAAUGUUGAAGAUAGGAUGGCGAACUCGCCAAGACACAAAACCUAGGUUCAGACCGUAGCGGAAUGGUAGAACGCAGUCAAAUAGAGGUAUCUUGCAGGCUCAUGUACUUGUUGUUGGUAAACGGGGCCUUGUUAUAUUUAAACACAUUAGCAGCAACAGCAUAUUCGACGACAUAGUAAGAGUCGAUGUAAAUAGUGUCAUUUAUACAAAGAAAAAGGAUCUCCGGAACCCCUUGAACCCUCUCCUGGCAACGUCCCUGACAACAGAUCAGAACUAACGAAAAUAAAAGCAUAAUGAUAUGCAUUUACGACGGAAAGUCUGAUUAAUUUGUUCCCGCUGAGUUAACUCUUCCUGUUUUCUUUCCAACACGUAGUUUGUAUAAUUUUUAUCCAUUCUACGUUAGUUUAGUACGGUAACGGAUAAACCAACCCUUUGGUGCAUUUUUAAAGUUUCCCAUUUUCUAAAACAAGCCUUUUGCCCGAUAGACUGAUAAAGCAUUAUUGAUAAUGAAUAAUAAAACUUUCCGCCUAUUCAAGUGCAAUAAUAAUAGGUAAUCAGUUUAUGGUUCUCUAUGAACACAUUACAUUCACAAGAAACUUUGUUUCAAGGAAGUUAUUACUUCGUUUUCUCUCGUGACUUUGUUAAAACGAUCACUUCCCUUUUUGGCAAAGCAUCGUUUCUGGAAACACCGGAGGCUGUAACAUGAUGUUUCAUAUCCAGUGAUUUCAAGUGACAGUGCAGAUCCAGACCUUUUGCUCCUUCUAACGCAUCACUAAUGAAUAUAACUGAAAUACGCAUGCACCGAGGAAACAACUUCCGGUUUCCAAAGAACUCUGUUUGACCUGUAUUUAAGUAUUUAUUUAGUUUCAUUGUCUUGUUUUUAUUAUUAGACUACUUUAAUUUUUUUAUUGUUAAUAUAUAUCUUUUCUAUUUCUUACAUUUGUAAUGCGUGUCGAUAUUAUGUAGCUGCGCUAUAGAAGAAUUUUAUUAUUAUAAUUAUUAUUAUUAUUGAUUAUACCAAAAAAUCAAGUGACUCCUGUCUUCCAUGUUUAUACUUUUCAAGGGACGACGGUUUUUCAAUCGAGUCUUGACAAUUUACCCUUCCAAGACAUCUAUCCUAUUAUUUUAUAGCAGUAAUGCAAACAAGUAAACCUUGCGUGCAAAGUUAAAAAGUUUUCAUGUCAAAAGCCAGCAGCAUUUUGAGUAACUUUACUCCUUUGAUCGCCGCCUUACGGAUCAUUACUCCGCUUUGAAAGAACAGGAAAUAAUUAGGAACCCACAAAAUUGCGUAUUUAGGAGACAAUAUAAAUAAUUUAUACGUAGUUAAUGUUUUGAUACAAUCUCGCUCGAUCUGCUAUCAUAAAUUCACUAAGGUUGCUAUUAAAGAGUUAAGCUGGUCUAGUUUGCGUGUCGUGCUUUAGUAGCCUGAGCAAUUUUCGCUGGUUUCUAUAUUGGGAAACAAACAGUUGAGUUAUUUCGCUGCUCUUUUGUUAGUUGGUCUUCUUUUCCGUAAUAACCUUGCCGUAAGUGAGUGGUUACAAUGCCGAAUAACGUUCAUCAUUCCAAGUUUCAGUUAUAACCCUGGCUGAGGGCUCAUAGAAAAAGGCUUACAGUGUUUAAUUGUUUAAAAAAGGAAGAGAAAACGUGACUAUUAUGGCGUAAGGCGGAUAUUUCGUCGAGCGACAAGGUCUGUAGCGUUUAUGCCUUUUAACGGUCCUCGACAGAGCUGAAUAAGGUCUGCGCAUGUGCAAAGACUGGAGAGGCCUGGGGGCAAAACUAGUAUCGUUUGCAAAAACACUUUCAAAACGUCCUCACAUUUUGCCGAUUUUUAAGGUGGUUUCCGAAUAUUUAAGGUUCUCAUUCAAACUAAAAGUAGAUUAUUUCAUACUUUAUUUAAUUCUCGUUUCUAGCGGUUUUGUAAAUUUUUCUUCUUUUUUUGCUAUAAACAAAAGCAUUAAAGAAACAAAUGAUAUUUCCCUUUAUUUUUCCCUGAAUGAUCGACUUUAGCUAUUUCUCUCGCUUCGUCUCGCUCGGUUUCUCUAUAAGAACUGUAAGAGAACACACAGACACAAAAGAUAACUGACGUUUCUCUUCUUUUUCUUCCAAACCUACUUUCCUAUAUGGGGAAGCAACCUUUAUCAAGGUGCUAGAUUACCUAUAGCUAGGCCACCAAAAAUUGCUUGCAGAAUCUAAAUCAAAAUAGUUUAAUUCAGGCUUGUCUGGUGCAUGAUGCAUAUGGAAAAAACCCCUUUACUCCCUGAACAAGAGAAAGACUAACCUGCCCUUUUUGACUGCCACCGACUCAUUGGUGAAAUUGAAGUGUCUCAAUCCAUCUUAAUAUUUUACACCAUCAAAGUAAUUCAAGCUUGCUGUAAUUCUCAAGCUAGCUUCAUAUCAACUAUCUUUUGAUUAUAACGAAUUCAAGUCCUGAAAAUAAGGCAAAUAUUGGACAAUUGCAUCUGCCAGUGAUCAACGGCUAAGUCCUUUUUCAAGGGUUUUAAUAGUAUGACGAUGUAGUGGGGCACUUUUGUUCUGGAGUUCCUGAAUCCUCUUCUUCCACCAGCCAAAUGAUAAUGUCUCCAAAAGUUAAACCUUUUUCAUGUUUGUUAACUGUUACCUUAGCUGUACUGUUGCCUAACUGAUCAAGAAUUUGUACACAGUUUACAAGAGUGAAAAAUAAUCAUUAAACCCGGCAAUAUAAGGAGGUCUUACCCAAAAAAUCAAAUCUUCAACCUUUACCUCAAUCUAAUAUCAUGUAAAGAGUAAAUUGGUUUUGAGUGCAUUUUGCACAUUGGACAUUAAAAGUUCAGUGGUUGUAUUGUGUUUUGUUUAAGACAACCAUAAUAAUUAUUUACUUGUUUCUUUGAAUAUUACAAACAAUUUUACAAAUAUACGUCUCCCCUUGACAAAGAGAGAAAUUCUUUAUCUCCAAUUAUGAACUGUCUUCAAGGCUGUCACUUAAACUGUAGGGUAGCAAUUUUACUAUCACGUGAUGGCAAGAGAAGGAGGGCUAUUAGAUGAGGUAAAUGACCCUUUAUUAAAGUUGAGUCAAACAAGUGAAGAGGGUGCAAUACAGAGUCGUAUCAGAUGUCCAAAUUCUCUUCACUCUCUAAUAAAUUUAAGUCAGCCGUUAUAGAUUAUGAACCUAUGAAAGCUCGACCCAGUCAAGAGCUCAGCUCACUUGAGCUAUUUCAUUGCAUUUACCAGUAUACGACAAAAGUAAAAAAAAAAAUUAAUGUUGAAAAGAGAAAAAUAGGUAAGUAAUACAAUCGAUGCCUGCUGAGAUAUGACUUGAAGUUCAUCAAAGCUUCAUUCACAAGGAGAAGCACAAUCUCAGUCACUCUUUGUAAACUAUCAUUUAUUUUUUCUUUGAAGUCUAGAUACUUAUUCCUUGAUUCUUUUGUUUCAGUCAAACCUGUUAUAAAUGGUAGACUUAAAGUUAAUACGAAAAAUCACAUGGAGAUCAGACAACUUGUGAUUGUUUCUCAAAACUUCGAAGGGAGCUUCAAACUUGAUCUUAAAAAGUUUAUUGAUUCUAGUUAAAGGUGCAAAAAAUUAUAAAUAAAUGAAAAAGCUUAAUUAAAUAAAUAUAUUUUUCCGUUCAGCCGGCACCCCUUUCUUCUAGGACGAGCUAGUACACAAACAAAAUUAAAGUACUAAAGCUAUAUGUAAGAUUUUUAAAGGCUUAAUUCUCCGACCGCAAUAAUAUUUUAAUUUUCAAACCUUUUACGACUUUAGUUUCCUUAAGUUUAUCAUAAGGCUCAUGACGAUUUUAUGGACUAUGACGUGACCAAGAAAACUCUAUCUUAUGUCACCAUUAUUUAAAAAAUCUAAUUUGUAAAAUUAGCCAUAUAAGGAGAUAAUACACCGUACAAGCGCGUGUACUCGGGUCCUUCAAACCUUUAGACCGAGAGUUGAUCGGUCAGUAAAAGUAAAUUUAUCAACCUUGUCGCAAAUUAAUUUUUCGAUUUGCCCUCAGUAAAAUAUAUUUAGAAGUUGAUUAUUACUACUAGAGAAGAGUUGUUGCAUAACAAGUUCUAUAUUCACGCUAUAUACGUUUAUAAUCCAGUUUUAUGCAAACUUUUAUCAUUGCGCACUUCUCAUCGCACAGUUUAUUACGCUCAUUUCCGAGGUGUCUUUUCCUUAAAAGGAUACAAUGAGCUCGCCCUAAUUUGUAGUAAAUAAUAAUGUCGAAGGAAACCCACAGUUUAGAGCAACUGGAUAAUUAUAAAUAUAGAAUGUUACAUCACACCGGGAACAUAUAUAUACGCACCUGCAGAAGAGUUUUUAUCAAGCCAUAGAGUUGGAAGACAGCUAACAAGACGCAAGUUUCUGGUAAGGAGCGAUGCUAAAACUUGCUUUUAAGUUUUUUUUUUGGAGUCCAUACGUUUAUCACAUUAGGAGCGGAAAGCUCAAGUUGUUCAAAUUUGUUGCUACUACUGAUUAUGGAUUUAAAGACUUUCCACUAGGAAGUGGUAUAUCCAUGUACACCUUUGCUCCAAAAAGUUUAUUUUAAACAUCUAUAUGCAGAUUAAUUUGCUUCACUCCAACUAAUUUUUAACUUCUUUCCUUUCAAGGUGUCUUGAAAAUUAAAGUCACGAUCAACCAUCAAAAUGGUAAGUAGUUACAAUACUUUGAUAAAAUUGUAAAUGCCCGUUGUUAACUUUUAAUUUAAAAAUGCCCAUCAGUCGGAAUAGCAGGGUUAUUUUAGUCAAAAGAGCUCGUUGUAUACGAAACAGGGAACCUGACUGACAUGCGCGGCCAGGCUUUUCUCGGGCAUCGAACCGAAGUGAUCGGGAAUGAUCAAAGUAAUCGUUCUUUAUUGAGGAAGCAGAAUGUAAGAAAAUUUUGCUAUAAUGUCCCCUAGCUUACUUGAAACUAAUAAAAUAGUUAUCAAUGUUCCAAAAAUAGCUCUUUUAGACACUAACUUUGUCCUUCAUUUUUGGAAUUUGUGUUCAGUUUGAGAGUACAUUUCAAAUAAGCAAUUAUAAAAGCCUAAUCAAUUUUUGACUUUAUAGCAGUUCUGAUACCUUAAUAAUUUAUUUUAGAUGAUUAAUUUUGUUUUAUGCUCUCUUAAUACAGUCUAUGUCAGGGGUACAAGUCGAUGCCGAAAUCAACGGUUUGUUUAAUGAUAUGAAGAUGAGAAGCAAACACAAGUUUGCAUUAUUUAACAUUCAAGGAAAGAAGAAAAUUGUUGCUGACGUCUGUGGGGAUCCACGCAAAACUAAAACAAAAGAAGAGGAUGAAGUACAGUUUAAUAGAAUGAAGGAGCAACUCACCAAUGAGCCACGAUAUAUUUUGUAUGAUUUUGGAUUCAUGAAGAAGGAUGGCAGGCGAGUUAAUAAGUUGGCAUUCAUCUUCUGGUGAGUAAAGCUGUUCUCUGUAUUUUUAACUGGUGACCGGUCAUAAAAUUUUCCCCUUAGUCUCAAGACGUUUUCGGCUGGAUUUUACUAGCUUGACAGAGUCAGAGUUGUAAGCGCAUUUUCUUUCAUUAACCUAGUAAAAAUAAUAAAUCUCAGAGGUAAAUAAAGUUAAAGGCGCAACGGAAUUGGUAGCCUGUGUGACAGGCGUUUAAAAGGGGGGGGGAGGGGUGAUUCCGGGCGCGCGAGAAGCGCGAAAGACGCGCGAGGGGAGUGUAGGGAACGCCUGCAAGCACGCUAUGCGUCUUUUUCGUUUUUCACAUCUACCGGAGUGAUGGAAAAAUAAUGAUUACCUUUAUUAAUGAUACCUUAAUCCGGUUGAUGGAAGUCACAAUGACAUCACGCUAUUUGAAUAACUUGAUCGAUCUACUAAUAACCAUAUGGCGAGCGAAGCCAGAAUAUCUAGAAACUACGAUAAACUCAACCGUACCCACAUACGAAGUCGACGCCGGGAUUUGAACCCGGGCCAAAAUGGUGGGAGGUGAGUGCUCUUACCACUGCACCACCCCUGCGCCACCCUUGCUCCCUGAAUUGAUGUAUUACUAAUCAAAGUGCAUUCAUCAAGAGAUUAUUUAAUAAAAAAGGUGUUGGGUACAUCUCUUUAGCUUUAGUUUGUAUGAUGAACUACACCCUUAUUGCCUGGUUCUCAUUCUACUUAAGAACUGUUUAUAUGAGCCGAACCAACCAUGGUCUGCUUGCUGAGAUCUUCCUUCGAGCGACCAAAAGAUCACGGCAAACGGGGCAGCCUGCCUUCUCAUAUAAACACAACAGCAAUUUUAUACGGAAACAAAGCAUGACCCGAGGCAGCCCGGUUAACUUGGCUGGUUCAUCUCAUCUCCCUUUUUUGUUUCAGGUGUGACGAAAACGCAAAGAUUGCAGACAAAAUGAUUUACGCAUCUUCUAAAGACACCAUCAAAAAGUCCUUCACUGGUUUAUCACUGGAAUUCCAAGCAAACGAUGGGUGCGAUUUGGAUUACAAAACUCUAAGCGAAGAAGUGGAAAAAAGAGCUUAG
Porites evermanni is the source of this 8119-nucleotide messenger RNA. The record is from the annotation of a GenBank genome assembly. NCBI's taxonomy places the organism in Eukaryota, Metazoa, Cnidaria, Anthozoa, Scleractinia, Poritidae.